Molecule: messenger RNA, 2349 nt
Organism: Fukomys damarensis (Damara mole-rat)
Lineage: Eukaryota; Metazoa; Chordata; Mammalia; Rodentia; Bathyergidae
Product: protein kinase C iota type-like
Biological process (GO): protein phosphorylation
Molecular function (GO): ATP binding; protein serine/threonine kinase activity
Source: RefSeq, a predicted model, not a curated record
CCGAAGUCACAGCCACCUGCCCCCGAGAGACACUGGGAAGCCUGGUGUACAUCCACCCAGGCCUGGCCGCCGCCAUUGGAAACAACACCACAGAGAGCCUUGCGGAAUUCCGGCCAAUGUGGUCCGUGCGGCGGUCAGGCCGCACUCGUUCACCAAGCCCUUCCUGCCCGUUUUCCUGGGCAGCCAACCCCUCUAUGGUCCCUUCUUCCCAGGCACCUCCACCGCCCACACCUCUACCCGAUCGGUCCUGAGCUUGGGAAGAGACAUCAUGACAACGUCUUUUGAGAAUCCCAGCUCCUUUGAGGGCCUGUGUGAUAAAGAUCGAGAUGUGUGGUGUUUGAACAAUAAACAGCUUUUCACCACUAAUUGGGCAGAGGUGGAAGGAGACUCCUAUCCUGGGUCACCUCAGUUGGAGUUAGAAGAGGCCAUGAUGCUCUCUGAGUUAAAGAAAGACUCUGAGCUCCUAGUUAAUGCCUCGCCUUGUAUAGCAGAACAUCCAAAAGUGUCUUGUCGAGCAGAAGAUACAUCCAUCCGCCAGGGAGCUGCAGGCUGCUGGAGAAAGCUGUAUUGUGUAAACGGCCACGCUUUUCAAGCCAAACGCUUCAGCAGGCGAGCUCACUGCGCUGUCUGCACAGACCGUGUAGGGGGCCUUGGCCGCCAGGUGUAUAAGUGCACCCGCUGUAAACUCUCGGUGCACAAGAAGUGCCACCGACUUGUCACAGUUCACUGUGGGCAGCGUUCUCUACCAUCAGAGCCCAUGGUGCCAGUGGAUCCGUCAACCACCUCAGGCCCUGCACAGACAGCGAUCCCACAUAAUCUUUCAGGUCAGGAGGCUUUAGAACAAGUUGAUGAAGAGAAUGAGGCAGGGAACACUGGGGAAAGUGGCAAAAUUUCACCUGGUUUAGGUCUUCAGGACUUUGAUUUGCUCAGCGUGAUUGGCAGAGGAAGUUAUGGGAAAGUCCUAUUGGUCAACUGAAAAAAAUCAGAUCGUAUGUAUGCGAUGAAAGCAGUGAAAAAAGAGCUUGUCAAUACUGACCGGGUAAGGACAGAGAAGCACGUUUUACAGCAGGCAUCUGAUUGUCCGUUUCUAGUUGGACUGCAUUCCUGCUUCCAGACAGAAAGCAGACUGUUCUUUGUUCUAGACUAUGUAAGUGGGGGAGAUCUGAUGUUUCAUAUGAGGCAACAAAGAACACUUCUUGAAGAACAUGCCAGAUUUUACUCUGCAGAAAUCAGUCUAGCAUUUAACUAUCUCCAUCAGUGAGGGAUACUGUACAGAAAUUUGAAACCAGACAAUUUAUUACUUGACUCAGAAGGGCACAUUAAACUGUCUGAUUACUGUAUUUGUAAGGAAGGCUUAGAGCCGGGAGACACGACCAGCACUUUCUGUGACACUCCUAAUUACCUGGCUCCAGAAAUUGUAAGAGGGGAAGAGUAUGGCUUUGGUGUGGACUGGUGGACUCUUGGAGUGCUGAUGUACGAGAUGAUGGUUGGGGAGUCUCCAUUCCAUCUUGUUGAGAGCUCUGACAACUCUGACCAAAAGUCUAACAAUAAUCUCUUGGAAGUUGUUUUGCAAAGAAAAAUUCACAUACUUCAUUAUUUGUCCAUAAAAGCUGCAAGUGUUCUGAAGAGUUUUCUGAACAGGGACCCAGUGGAACGACUGGGUUGUUGUCCUCAAAGGGGAUUUGCUGAUGUCCAGGGGCAUCCAUUCUUUCAAAAUAUUAACUGGGAGAUGAUGGAGCAAAAGCAGGUGGUGUCUCCCUUUAAACCAAAUAUGUCUGGGGGACUUGGUCUGGACAACUUUGAUUCUCAGUUUACUAAUGAACCUGUCCGGCUCACCCCAGAUGAUAAUGACAUCAUGAGGAAGAUUGAUGGGUAUGAAUUUGCAGGUUUUGAAUAUAUCAAUCCUCUUCUGAUAUAUGAAGAAGAGUGGGUCUGAUCCUCGUUUUUCAAGUGUGCAUUCUCUGCUUAUGUUGCCAUUUAAUGCUUGGAAAAACUUGUCACCACCUAGGAUUCAAUUAACCAUUUUAUAGUUGUCUAGAAGCUAAUUUUAAGUUUUUCAUGUGGUCAUAUUUAGAUCUAAUAAUUGACUCUUAGUCGAUAGCAGAGAAUAUAGAAUUAUUUGUUGAUAGAGUUGCUUUUUAUGAACUGAAUUGACAGUGAGGCAGUUGCUUGUUAACCACACUUGUAUACACAUUCUGUUUUUGAGUGAGACGUAGUGCCUCAUCUUUUUUCUUUUUUAUUUAUGAUACAAGAAAACAACUUGUGUUUUAAGUAGAAUGUCUAACGUAUGCUAGUUUCUCUCCAAACCACAUUACUUGUACUUUUGGAGCUCAGUUUAUAUGUAGUCUU